Messenger RNA from Fimicolochytrium jonesii, 1394 nucleotides. Its product is annotated as P-loop containing nucleoside triphosphate hydrolase protein. Gene Ontology annotation, biological process: DNA repair; DNA-templated DNA replication. Gene Ontology annotation, cellular component: Rad17 RFC-like complex; DNA replication factor C complex; Ctf18 RFC-like complex. Bases 176 to 1237 code for a protein of 353 amino acids. Gene Ontology annotation, molecular function: DNA clamp loader activity; DNA binding; ATP hydrolysis activity. The transcript is spliced from 9 exons. The record is from RefSeq and is a predicted model, not a curated record. NCBI's taxonomy places the organism in Eukaryota, Fungi, Chytridiomycota, Chytridiomycetes, Spizellomycetales, Powellomycetaceae.
CCGUGUCACGUGUGCAGUUUAUCUCCCGAUCUGUCAUCUGUCCGAAAUCCCCGUCCGAAUCUGUCUGACGCUCACCUUUUGACGCACAGUUCGGAAAGGAAGCUCAGCUCAGUUCCCCACCAACAACGAUCGCAUAUCACGACCCUCGGGCCGAAUAUACACCGUCUUCGCCGCAAUGGUCCUCUGGGUAGACAAACACCGCCCCACAACCCUCGACAAGCUCGACUACCACGAGGGGCUUCGGGCUCAAUUAACCCAUCUCGCCUCGUCGGGCGAUUUCCCGCAUUUGCUAGUCUAUGGCCCCUCGGGCGCAGGGAAGAAGACGCGGAUUGUGGCGCUUUUGAGGGAGAUUUAUGGGGCUGGGGUUGAGAAGUUGAAAAUCGACCUCCGGCAAUUCCAAACCUCAGGCGGCAAGAAACUGGAGAUCAAUGUCGUGAAUAGCAACUAUCAUAUGGAGAUGACGCCCGGGGACGUGGGGAACUACGACCGGAUCAUCGUCACGGACUUGAUCAAAGAGAUCGCCCAAACGCAGCAGAUUGACAGUAACGCCAAACGGCCAUUUAAAGUGGUAAUCCUCAACGAAGCCGAUGGUCUAAGCCGCGACGCCCAGAGCGCGCUGCGCAGAACGAUGGAGAAAUAUAUGACGAAUCUCCGCAUUAUCUUGGUCUGCGAGUCGACGUCGAAGAUCAUCUCGCCUAUUCGGAGUCGGUGUUUGUUGGUUCGGGUGGCUGCGCCGGAGGUUGAUGAUAUAACGAGAGUAAUAACCAAAGUCUGCAAAAAAGAAGGCCUCUCAAUACCCCCAACCUUCGCAACACGCCUAGCCGAAUCCGCGAACGGGAACUUGCGGAAAGCGAUCUUGAUGCUUGAGGCCGCGCGGAUACAACAGUACCCCUUUGAAGAGAACCAGCAGAUUUUCUCGACGGACUGGGAACGUGUGAUUAAGGAGGUUGCGAUGGAGAUAUUGAAUGAGCAGAGUCCUGCAAAACUCCUGAAAGUCCGACAAAUGUUCUACGAGCUCCUCUCGCACUGCAUCCCCGCGGACCUGAUCAUCAAGCAGCUCGCGUUUGAGCUGAUGCGGAAUGUGGAUGGGGAGCUGAAGAAGGUUGUUGUUUUGACUGCUGCUCAGUUUGAACAUCGGUUACGACUUGGGAAUAAGUCGAUUUUCCAUUUAGAGGCGUUUGUGGCAAGGUUUAUGGCGGUCUAUAAGUCGUAUUUGAUGGAGAUUGGGGCUGCAUGAGGUGGGGGUUUCGGUUACGUUUGGAAUUUGGAUUGGGGACAUGGCUGGCUUCCUGCUUUUCUGCGCUCGAUUGCUGGGAUUAUGGAUCCGGUUGUGGCCCUCUAGACCACCGUGUGAACUCGUUUCCCCGCUCUGAUCCCUCCCUCCCUCCCUCUUG